UAUAAGUUUGUGAGCGAGUUGAACUUCCGUGCGGGUGAGAAUCCUGUCUGUGAGUCUGCGUGUUUUACAGAUUUACAGAUUUACAGGUAUGAUCUGAACCCGAGGAUCCCCUGGUUCACUACAGCAGAUCAGACCGGAUCCGACACCGCGAGUCUCCCAGGCUGAUCUCGCUCCGCUCCGGCAUGGCAGACACCGCGGUGUCCGUGGCCGCUGUGGCCGGGAUCGUGCUGUGCUGCGAGGCGGCGCGGCGGGGCUGUGAGUGGGGGAUACGCUGCGCGGAUUAUCGCCGGUUCUGCUCCGAGCUGAUCUCCACGCUGCAGCUCUGCGCCUGCACUCACGAGCUGAAGCUGCUGGGGGAGAGCGGCCGCGCGGACCCGCAGAUCGGCCUGACCCUCACCUACCUGGUCACCGUGCUCCACGUCCUCACUUUCCGCGGCGCGCUCUGUAACCCCUCCGCGGCUCUGGAGCAGCUGUACCGGGGGUCCCUGCGGACCCUGGCCUGCGUGGCGCUGAUCGCGUGCCAGCUGGGCUCCGCGUGGCUCUCGCGCUAUGCUGCGCUCUACCUGUGGUCCGCGGGACUGUCGGAGAUGCACCUGGAGCACAGAGCUGCGGGGUACCGCUGCUUCAGCCCCAUACACGCCUCCCUGCCCGCGGCUGCAGCGGCGGAGAUGGCCUGCGCCUUUAUCCUGCAGGCAGUGAUUAUUAAUAUCGGCUUAUUUACAGAAAGCCUCAGGGUGCACGUUAUUGCUGCUACAAUCACGAGCCUGGUUUAUGCAGUGGGAAGUAUUACAGGGGCAGUAAUGAAUCCGGCUCUGGCAUUUUCCAUACAGUUUCCUUGCUCUGGGCACAAUUUCCUGGAGUAUGCAUUCGUCUUCUGGUUGGGGCCCAUGUUAGGUACAGCCAGUGCAGUAGCUGUGUUUGAGAAGAUAAUUCCCUUUCUACUGAAGAAAGAUUCACACUGGAAGAAAAUCCAGUAAAUGAAGGGGACCAAGACAAAGAACUGUGAACAUCUACCUCAAUAAUUCUGUCUUAAUCCUAAUGUUUUAUAUAAUCUUUUAUAACGUUAUAAAUAAUCUCUUAAUAUUCUUUAUAUUGUAAUCUUUCUAGUAUUCUCAGGAUUCUCAGGAGUUUUAAUUACAACUUUUAAAAUAGGAACUUAUAUUUUAUGGAUAAACAGGUAUGUAAGUGUGUAUGUAUGAUAAGCAGUUUGUAUGAUAAGCAGGUACGUAAGUGUGUAUACAGUAUGAGUGAGAUACUGUAUAUAUAUUUUUAGAUGGAAGAAAUUUGAAGGAAAUUUUAAAGCUACCUUUUAAAAAUCUGGAAUAAAACUGGAUUGGGGAGGAUCCUCCCCUCACCAAAAAAUCCAUAGUGGACCUAAAGUAGAACCUCUGGUUAAGAUUAAUUCUGUAUCUCUGAUGUUUUUGUUCCAAGUGUAUUAAUAUAUAUAUCUUCAAAUAUGUUCAAAGAUAAGCCUGAAAUGAGAGAAAGUGAGUUAUCCUGUCGGUGUGCUGACAGUGACAUACAGUAUUAAUAACAAGAGCAACAACAAUUACUACUACUACUAUUAUACUGGAAGCUAAAGUGUGGUCUUACAACACCAUGUUACAACAAGAAGCAUAAAGCAGUAUGUAAAAUAUUAGAAAUGAUAAAAGUGCAUCUCCAGCUCAGUUUGUACUUUCAUCUCUGAACAAUUUUGAUUUUAAUCAAAAUAAAAUCUGGAAUAAAGAUCUAUAUAGCAUCUCAUAA
Molecule: messenger RNA, 1746 nt
Organism: Astyanax mexicanus (Mexican tetra)
Lineage: Eukaryota; Metazoa; Chordata; Actinopteri; Characiformes; Acestrorhamphidae
Product: aquaporin-11
Exons: 3
Coding region: 183-977 (264 amino acids)
Biological process (GO): transmembrane transport
Cellular component (GO): cytoplasm; membrane
Molecular function (GO): channel activity
Source: RefSeq, a predicted model, not a curated record